CGGAGCGGUAGCGGAGCUCGCUGCAGACAGGAGCGCUCGCGGAGCGGCCGCUCCGAGCGUCCGGUGCCCCGCACGCCCGCACCCGGCGCGGCCCGCAGCGAGCAUGGGCGCGGCGGCCGUGCGCUGGCACUUGUGCCUGCUGCUCGCUCUGGGAGCGCGCGGGCGGCUGGUGGGGGGCAGCGGGCUGCCAGGAGCCGCCGACGUGGAUGAGUGCUCAGAGGGCACAGAUGACUGUCACAUAGAUGCCAUCUGCCAGAACACACCCAAGUCUUACAAAUGUCUCUGCAAACCUGGCUACAAAGGGGAAGGGAGGCAGUGUGAAGACAUCGACGAGUGUGAGAAUGACUACUACAAUGGGGGCUGUGUCCAUGACUGCAUCAACAUCCCUGGGAACUACAGGUGCACCUGCUUUGAUGGCUUCAUGCUGGCCCAUGAUGGACACAACUGCCUGGAUGUAGAUGAAUGCCAAGACAACAACGGUGGCUGCCAGCAGAUCUGUGUCAAUGCCAUGGGCAGCUAUGAGUGCCAGUGCCACAGUGGCUUUUUUCUCAGUGACAACCAACACACCUGCAUACACCGCUCCAAUGAGGGUAUGAACUGCAUGAACAAAGACCAUGGCUGUGCCCACAUCUGCCGGGAGACGCCCAAAGGUGGGGUAGCCUGUGACUGCAGGCCCGGCUUUGACCUUGCCCAAAACCAGAAGGACUGCACACUAACCUGUAACUAUGGAAACGGAGGCUGUCAGCACAGCUGUGAGGACACAGACACCGGCCCCAUGUGCGGCUGCCACCAGAAGUACGCCCUACAUGCGGAUGGUCGGACGUGCAUCGAGAAGGAUGAGGCUGCAAUUGAGCGCUCUCAGUUCAAUGCCACGUCAGUAGCUGAUGUGGACAAGCGGGUGAAACGGCGGCUCCUCAUGGAGACAUGUGCGGUGAACAACGGAGGCUGUGACCGGACGUGUAAGGACACUGCCACCGGGGUGCGGUGCAGCUGCCCAGUUGGAUUCACGCUGCAGCCAGAUGGAAAGACAUGCAAAGACAUCAACGAGUGCUUGGUGAACAAUGGAGGCUGCGACCACUUCUGCCGAAACACCGUGGGCAGCUUCGAGUGCGGCUGUCAAAAGGGCCACAAGCUACUGACAGACGAGCGGACAUGCCAAGAUAUUGAUGAGUGUUCCUUCGAGCGGACCUGUGACCACAUCUGCAUCAACUCCCCUGGCAGCUUCCAGUGCCUGUGUCGCCGAGGCUACACACUCUACGGGACAACCCACUGCGGAGACGUGGAUGAGUGUAGCAUGAACAACGGCAGCUGUGAGCAGGGCUGUGUCAACACCAAGGGAAGCUACGAGUGUGUGUGCCCACCGGGGAGGAGGCUGCACUGGAAUCGGAAGGACUGUGUGGAGAUGAGCGGGUGCCUGUCUCGAUCCAAGGCCUCUGCCCAGGCCCAGCUGUCCUGUGGCAAGGUGGGUGGAGUGGAAAACUGCUUCCUGUCCUGCCUGGGCCACAGUCUCUUCAUGCCAGACUCAGAAAACAGCUACAUCCUGAGCUGUGGUGUUCCAGGUCUCCAGGGCAAGACACUACCAAAGCGCAAUGGUACUAGUUCCAGUGCAGGGCCCAGCUGCUCAGAUGCCCCCACCACCCCCAUCAGACAGAAGGCCCGCUUCAAGAUCAGAGAUGCCAAGUGCCAUCUCCAGCCCCGCAGCCAGGAGCGAGCAAAGGAUACCCUGAGGCAUCCCCUUUUAGACAACUGCCAUGUGACUUUUGUGACCCUCAAGUGUGACUCCUCAAAGAAGAGGCGUCGAGGCCGCAAGUCCCCAUCCAAGGAGGUGUCCCACAUCACGGCAGAGUUUGAGGUGGAGAUGAAAGUGGACGAGGCCUCAGGCACCUGUGAAGCGGACUGCAUGCGGAAGCGUGCUGAGCAGAGCCUGCAGGCUGCCAUCAAGAUUCUGCGCAAGUCCAUCGGUCGGCACCAGUUCUAUGUCCAGAUCUCAGGCACUGAAUACGAGGUAGCCCAGCGGCCAGCCAAGGCACUGGAGGGGUCCGGGACGUGUGGCCUAGGCCAAAUACUACAGGACGGCAAGUGUGUACCGUGUGCUCCUGGUACCUACUUCAGUGGUGAGCCAGGCCAAUGCAUGCCUUGUGUGUCGGGAACCUACCAGGACAUGGAAGGCCAGCUCAGCUGCACGCCAUGCCCCAGCAGCGAAGGACUGGGUCUGGCUGGUGCCCGCAACGUAUCCGAAUGUGGAGGCCAGUGCUCUCCAGGCUACUUCUCAGCGGAUGGGUUCAAGCCUUGCCAGGCCUGCCCUGUGGGCACGUACCAGCCCGAGCCUGGGCGAACAGGCUGCUUCCCCUGUGGAGGUGGGCUGCUCACCAAACACACCGGUACCGCCUCUUUCCAGGACUGUGAGGCCAAAGUACAUUGCUCUCCUGGCCACCACUACAAUACCACCACCCACCGGUGCAUCCGCUGUCCUGUGGGCACCUAUCAGCCUGAGUUUGGCCAGAACCAUUGCAUCUCCUGUCCGGGCAAUACCAGCACGGAUUUUGAUGGUUCCACCAACGUCACACAUUGCAAGAACCAGCACUGUGGUGGCGAACUUGGUGACUACACAGGCUAUAUUGAGUCCCCCAACUACCCUGGAGACUACCCAGCCAAUGCAGAGUGCGUGUGGCACAUCGCGCCUCCCCCCAAGCGCAGGAUCCUCAUCGUGGUCCCUGAGAUCUUCCUACCCAUCGAGGAUGAGUGUGGCGAUGUCCUCGUCAUGAGGAAGAGUGCCUCACCCACAUCAGUCACCACCUAUGAGACGUGCCAGACCUACGAGCGGCCCAUCGCCUUUACCUCCCGCUCCCGCAAACUCUGGAUCCAGUUCAAAUCCAACGAAGCCAACAGUGGCAAAGGGUUUCAAGUGCCCUACGUUACCUAUGACGAGGACUACCAGCAGCUAAUAGAAGACAUCGUGCGCGAUGGGCGCUUGUAUGCCUCGGAGAACCAUCAGGAGAUUUUGAAAGACAAGAAGCUGAUCAAGGCCCUCUUUGACGUGUUGGCACACCCACAAAACUACUUCAAAUACACAGCCCAGGAGUCAAAGGAGAUGUUCCCCCGGUCCUUUAUCAAACUUCUCCGUUCCAAAGUGUCUCGGUUCCUGCGGCCCUACAAAUAACCAGCCAGCUGUCCUGCAUGGGGACAGUGGGAGCCAAGUGGGAGGGGAGUGUGCCUUCCCUCCACAGCAGGAGCUGAAAGGAGGCUCCAUGGGCCUCCAGGCUGCCGUGAGAAACCCAUGACACCUGCCUCUGGCCUGUACCACCCCCGUGGAAGGCCUAGACCCAGCACAGACCCCUUGGUGGGUCUGCCGCACCUGUGUGGAAACACUGCUUCAGAAAGCCUUCACCCACCCUCUGCCUCUAUUUCCCGAGACACCUAGAGUAUUCCCUCCUGAACCACCCCAGUGGGGUCUACCUGGGCUGGGACACACUGUACCCACUGUGUGGGGAGCAGGACUACUGUGCCCUUGGCUUGAUGUGUGGGGAGAGAGGAGUGUGGCCAGCUCCCUGCGGGCUCUGGAAAGCAUGGGCCAUUGUCACCCACACAGGGGCCAGGCCAGGGCAGGAGGGGUGUGUGGUGGGUUGAUAAGACUGUGCCAGUGCCUGCGGAACCAACACACCCCGCCACAGCUCCUCCGGCCACAGGCAUGGGACACCGGGUCAUGGAGCUCAAGGGACUCUGUGAGAGAUGGAACAGGUCCUCCAGGAGAGGAGUACACAUGCUUGUGCUUCGCCUUAAUAGAACAUCUAAAGAAGUUCUAUAUCUAUAUAUAUAAAUAUUAAAUAUAUACACUUCUCUAUGUGGGUGGGUAUUUUAGAAGGGGGUCUCUCCAGCAACCGUAAUACUAACCACUGUUGCCAAACACUUCCCUGCCCGGCCCUCCCACCCUGCCCCUUGCUGCCCACCCCCAUUAAGAUUAAACGGUGCCUCUCAGCACUUGCCACCUCCAAGUGAGGGAGGCCAACCCUCCCUCCCACCCACCCCCGCAGGCCUGGGGAGAACACAGAUAUGCUUGAACAUGCUGCGGAGUGUGACUUGUUAGAGACUGGACUAGGUGUUGUGUUGAAGCAUUGAUGGGGGUGGGGUGGGGCUUCACAAGCAACAUCACUUCCCUCAACAGAACACAGCCGAAAGCAUCCUCCACCCCCUUUGGGUACUAGCGCUCACUGACUCUGCACUGUACCUGCAGGUCACCUCCCUCAGGGAUGUGCAGGCUGUCUCCUGAGCGGCCCCCACUCUUUACUGCAACAGGAGGAGAAAGCAAGACCCAGGAGAGGAGGCCUCCCAGGCAGAGGCUGUUGGGAGCCUCCUAAUGCUUCGCAGCCUCAUAAAGAGAGGAGCCCUUGUACACCCAGGCUCCACGGCAUCCCACCGGCAGGGGAGCCACCCCCUCACACAGAGGCCUUGCCUGUGCCUCAGAUGGCUUGCUGCCAGCUGUCAGAUACACGCAGAAGCUGGUCUGUAUCUUUCAAAUGAAUGGAUAUUAGAACUUGGAGGAACAUGGGAGAAUCCAGAAUGAACUCCAAGGUUUCCUGGUCUCCAGCCCAGCCUGAUGGCUGACGUGGACUGUUUCAGGAAACACAUGGGGCUCACUGAAGACUGAAGAUGUGUGAGCGGGCAAGCUGGGGCCUGGAAAAUGACAGCUCGAUGACAGGGCACCACACAUCUGAACACAGGCUUGGAACUCAGGGAGAAGCUAUGGCUGCCACAUGGGUCCAUGAGGCAGAAGGGAUUACCAGGGCCCAUCACUCUUUGGUGGAGUGUAGCAGGUGGACUUUCUGCAUCUGGUGGAAGGAGGGUCAGGGUCUGAGCCCACUGCCUCUGCAGUUCACAAGCCCUGUGGCCCAGCUGUACUGGGGUGAAGCUCUCUCUUACCCCUCGGUUGGACCACUGUUCAUUCUCAGUCCUGCAGCAUGAUGCCAGCAACGCUCACCCUCUCCAGGGAAAACAAAGCAGACAAGGACACGCAUGACAGCACACUCAGAAGGAAUUACAGGAAUCAGCUUAAAAGUUAUGGUGGCCAAGAAGUGAUACAAUGUGUCAUCUGCCAAUUGGCAAACAGGAGAGGCAGCAGUAUUCAAACCAGAGACCCUGGGCAUCCGUGUAGCCAGUCUGAAGGCCUGAGCCAGGAGCGCUGUGUGGAUUGCCUGGCGCAGGUCCAGUGGUGAAUUUGCCCUCCCUCCAAUUUUGCUUCCCACCCCCACCACUCUACUGAAGAAGAGAAUAGGUGAGGAUCUGCUCUUCACUAGCUCCAGAUCCUUAUGCUAAUCAAUCUCCUCCAGGACACCACAGUUCACUGCCCUACCACACCACGACAAGUAUUUGGGGGCUCAGCCCUGGCCGGUUAAGUUGACAUAUCAAAUUUACCCACUUAAGGGCUUCAGGUUUCGUUUUUUAACUCUUCUAGAAAAACAGAAAACAUCAGAAAGUGUUCUCAGGUUCACCUUACAUCCUGCCUACAACUCCUGAGUGGCUUUUGGCGGUAGCCACCUGAGUACCCAUUAACAAACCCAACUAUGUCCUCUCUCCAGAAUGCUCAGCCCCACUAUGGCCACAUCAUGCCCAGUGUCCCCCUGGGUAGGAGCAGAUUGUGCAGACUAGGCCCCUCAGUGUCAUAGUCAAGUCCUUUUGUAGCUCUCACUACACACACACCCCACUCAAAUAACCGCCCAAACCCUGGUACCUGGCCAAGUCUGAGAGGGUUGGGGGUUGUGUCCUUCCAGUGUCAUUGUGCAUGGUCCCCCUCCUGGUAGAGCUUCACACCCAGACAACCUGAAGACCUUUAUGGAGGUGAGAGGGAAGCCAAAUUGUUGCCUGGGUUCCAGGAGAUGGUCCUCACAUGGGACCUGGAAUUGAAGGCGUCCAGCAGAGCAUCCAGAAGGCCUCCCUGUGCUCCUGGCACCUCCAGCACUCAUCUUGAAGGUGCCUGCAUGAGGAAGGAGAGUGACCCACCCUGAGGGUCAGUGGUCAGCCCAGCCCUCCACUGUUGGUGGCAAUUGUGGGGUACAUCAUCUCCCACUCCAAAUGGACCUUUCUAAUCAUCCUCGCCACUUAUACUGGUUACAGAGCCUAGUGGCUAUGGCUCCACCACCCUUCUCACCCUGGCUCCAUCCCCAAAUCUCAGGCAGCACAAUCAGCGGGUACUACCGGUGGCCCCCAACUCCUGUCACACUGGCUACCGGUGGUGACCCAAGCCCUGGCUCCCCCAAGACAGCCUUUUCUAACUGCCUUCCUGCUUUGAGAAGUCACGUACUCAAGUGCACACCACAGCCCACGGUAGAGACCUGGGCCACCCUUCCCCUCCUGACAUCUUUUAGUUUGGAACACACAGAUGAAAUAGAACCUAAAUACAUGUCCAGAAGUCCUGGUUCAAAAGCUUUACUAGGGAGCCCGCAUGCCCACCUCUGGCUGGAUCUACUGAAACGUAGAAACUGUGUAUCCAAUAGUGAGCACCUCCCUCCAUCCCACCCCUCAGCAGAAAUAUACGGGCCUAAAAUGAGUUGUGUCACUCAGCAAACAUUCCCUGGGUACCCACUGUUUGCCAGCCUUGUAGGAAGACUAACUGGGGAGCAACAAGAUCACAAACAAGCUACCUGGCACAGCAGCCUUCUGCUCCUCCGCUGCACCACCCAGAGGAUAGGAGAGCUGCUGCUUUCUCCUUGCACUGGGGCCAGCCUGGAAAGGGCCACUGGCCUGGCUAGCAUUUACUUGACUUCACCAAAGAUGCACCGAGCGAUAGGUCAGCCUUUCUGCUCAAGCAGGCAGGGCCUGGCUGAGGCCAUGCAGACUGAGGCCGAAUGACUUAUGAGCAAAAACGUAGAGAUGGCACAAAGAGCUCCUCUUCAGGGCAGGACUUAAGAAGCCAAAACUUGGGCUGCAGAGAUGGCUCAGCUGGUAAGAGCACUCACUGACUGCUCUUCCGGAGGUCUUGAGUUCAAAUCCCAACAACCACAUGGUGGCUCACAACCAUCUGUAAUGAGAUCUGAUGCCCUCUUCUGGUGCGUCUGAAGAUAGCUACAGUGUACUUACAUAUAGUAAAUAAAUAAAUCUUUACAGCGGGGGGUGGGGAGCAGGAAUCAAAACUUCUGUCAAGGUACCAGAUGGAGGAUUCUUCAGGGUCCAGGUGAUGUGGUCUAGCCUGUGUUCUCCCCCAGCGCCUUUAGACAGCCCCCAAGGGUACGCCCUCUGCUGGCUGCAGGCCUCCCCAGCCUGUACUCUGUGAGACCAAGUAACAUACCCAAAAUGGAGAGGGAGGAGCUAGAAGAGUUACAUCCUUUUGGUAACAUCCCAGCUUUCCUAACACACAUUCAGAGAAAGGAUGAAAGCAUCCGGGUCCAUCCAGGCCAGUCACCGUCCAGACAUGAACUGUCACCACCACCUACACUGCCUGCAAAGACCCAGGGGCCCUGAGCCCUGCACGCGAGAGAGGCACAGCGUCUGUCAGCACAGACAGGAAGCAGCUGGGCUUUUAAGCAGAUCUGUCAGAAGCCACAAGCUAUGCCAAGGUCAGAGCCAUGUGCAUCCAAAAGCCAUCCACUCUGCUCAAGAGAUGGAUACCCUCCUACGCCCCACACAGUCACAGUCUGUCCAGACACUGGGUGGCAGUCCGAAUGCAGUGACCAACAUCCACAUAACCUCAUUUGCCUUCCAGCUGCUCAGAUAUUCAAAGCUUUGUAAUUAAAUGCAUGUAAUUAAACACUUGUGAAAAUCACUUUAAUAAUAAACAGGAAACAAGCCUAA
This is a messenger RNA of Mastomys coucha (southern multimammate mouse), 7782 nucleotides long. It is a transcript of the gene Scube1, whose product is annotated as signal peptide, CUB domain and EGF like domain containing 1. Bases 104 to 3160 code for a protein of 1018 amino acids. The record is from RefSeq and is a predicted model, not a curated record. Gene Ontology annotation, biological process: signal transduction. The transcript has 23 exons. Gene Ontology annotation, cellular component: cell surface. Gene Ontology annotation, molecular function: calcium ion binding. Lineage: Eukaryota; Metazoa; Chordata; Mammalia; Rodentia; Muridae.